UUUUGUAUAUGCAUACGCGUUUAUAUCUGCAUAAACACGCGCAUUGUUAGUUUUCUUUAUUUUUACUCGAUUUUUUUACAAUAUUAUCAAAGAUUUCUUUAUGACGUAAAAAAAUUGCUUCUCUUCAUCAAAGUUUAUUCGCCGUUUAGAAAUGCGGCCUUCUCGACGCGCUAUCACGUGACUCGUGUCAUGUGACAUGUGUUUUGAUGCAGUUUACAGCAAUAUGGCGGCUCUUGCUGUCAAAGUUCGAUGAAUCUAAAAUUUACGUUAUUCGGAGACUCAUUUCUGUCGUGUUUCACGUCUAAUGAGUUAACAUUAAAAGAUGCCUGUUGACAUUAAUCGAUUAACGGAGGGUUGGUUAGAAUUAGAAAGUGAUCCGGGCUUAUUCACCUUGCUCUUGGAAGACUUUGGAGUGAAGGGCGUUCAAGUAGAGGAGAUCUACGAUCUGCAAAAAUCUCUCGAAGGUCCGGUCUACGGUUUCAUCUUUUUAUUUCGUUGGAUCGAAGAACGACGAUCAAGACGAAAGGUCGUGGAGCAGGAUGAGAGUUUUGUCAAGGACGAAGAGAUUGUCAAUAAUAUCUUCUUCGCACAGCAGGUUGUUCCCAACAGCUGUGCGACUCACGCAUUGCUAUCAGUUCUAUUGAAUUGUCCAAAUAUUCACUUGGGUACGACCCUAUCUCGAUUGAAGAUGCAUACUUCUGGUAUGUGUCCGGAAAAUAAGGGCUGGGCGAUCGGUAAUACACCGGAGUUGGCCUGCGCGCACAAUUCACACGCUAUGCCCCAGGCUAAGAGACGGCAAGACAAGAACACUGGUGUUUCUACAGGCCGAUUUACCGGGGAAGCUUUUCACUUUGUGAGCUACGUACCGAUAAACGGCAGACUUUUCGAACUGGAUGGUUUGAAACCUUAUCCCAUGGAUCACGGGCCAUGGAAAGAACACGAAGAAUGGACAGAACAAUUUAGACGCGUCAUAACCGAUCGUUUAGGCAUGGCCACGGGCGAACAGUUGCAAGACAUCAGAUUCAAUCUGAUGGCCGUCGUGCCUGACAGACGUCUCGCUAUCUCGCAUAAAUUGACAAUGCUAAAAACCAAUCGACAAAUAGUUUUGGAAGCUUUGCAACAGUUGGUUAAAUUAAGUCAUCAAGACGGCGGUAAUACCGAAAAAAGCUCGCAUGAUUCCGACAAAGAGAAACAAUGUGAGAAAAGGCACAAGACUGAGGAUGAAAAUGGAUUGCCUAUCAAGACGGAGAUCGAAGAAUCAUCAUCCUCGGUCCCCACCAUCAACGUUGAAAGGAAUAAUGAUUCCGCGAUAGUUAUGGAUGAAUCAAUUUCCGGCAUUGCAUCUGGAAAAACUGAAUCUAGCGGAAUGGAGAAAGUAGUGAUGUGCGCUCUGGAUUAUGCUACACCGCUGCGAAUUCAAACCUCGCCGGCUCACAGUUCGUCGAGCACGGACACGUCGUCGGAAAUAGGAUCGGCCUUCAAUUCGCCCACUCAAGCUUGGGGCUGGAACUCCGGUCAGAGCAGUCCUACAUCGACCAAAGACUUUAAAAAGUUUGUAGUGAUCAGAGUAGCCGGUGACGAGAAGAAUGAAGCAGGUCUGAGUCGUUCUUUGGGAAAUAUCAAUAUAAAUGGAAAGAGAUUGGUAUCCGACAGCGGCCACCUGCACAAGAAGGUCUGCCUAUCGGGGGAAGUCAGGAUUCCUCAUGCGAGAGUGAAAACGAGCAACGGUGACACGGUGACGGAGGAGAAGAAGGUCGAGAAGAUCGAUCCCAAGUUGUGCUCCAAGUAUCCGGAAUUGUUCGAGCCACAUACGUUUGCUCCCAAGGAUCUUUUAGCGCUCUUAAAAAAUUUGGAACACGAGAUCAACGUGUGUGAGACUAGUCUGAAGGAUGAGAAUGACAAGAGGAACAAAUACAAGAUCGACGAUUGUCGGAGGACGCAUAAUUACGACGAAUUUAUUUGUACGUUUCUCUCGAUGCUCGCUCAGCAGGGAAAAUUGGCAGAAUUGGUUCAGCAGCAUUUGACAUUAAAGAAGCACACUUCCGUUUCGGUCAACAGAGUUCACAGGUCAUCAAAAAAGUCUGACACUCGUCAGAAUUCUUCGCGGAGACGUCGUGGCAGAACAAAAUGUAAGAAACGAAAGUAAUCUUUCUAUCUUUAAGACUUACAAUAGGACAGCAUUAUUCCGUUUGUUCGGAACUAUUUGAAUUGUUAAUAAUGGAUAAAAUAUUCUGUGUAGAAAUUAUCAUUUAGUUUUAUAAAAAUCAUGAUCACUUUUGUGACGGGCCACAUAUAAUUUUAAAAUUAUAAUAGAAUCCAUUUCUCUUUGAAUCAUUGACUUUUCAACUUUUAAAACGCUUCUAAUUGUUUAGCGCAAUACAAGUAUUUUUUAGACAAUGGCAUAUAGAGCAAUUUUGAUUCGAUUUCUAUAAAUCAUGAUAAAUAUAAAUUAUAUACUUUUUACAAAUCAACUCGUACACAAUGUAAAUGUUUACACACACAAAUGUAUAUAUAUUUUUUCUACUUUUUUGUGUUAUUAUGCAUAUUGUCCAAAUUGUUGAUAUAUUUGCAAUUAUGUUACUUCGUGUUCCUUUUCAUAUGAAUUGCACGAUUUGUUAAGAGCGCAGAAUGUAUUUGAGUUUCUUUCUUUCCACACUUAUCGAAUUGUUGGGAAAAAGAGGAGACUAUUGGAAAAUUACAAAGAAAAAUAAGUUUUGUCAAAAACAUUGAAAAUAUUUAUCGAUAUUCAUAUACAAGUACAUUACACGCGCUGUGGAUAUGUCCCUUAGAAUCUAAAUACUUACAUCUCCGAACAGCCGGAGAAAGGAGAACCAAACUUAUCAGAUUGGUUGGAAUUACGUUUUUUUAUCAUAAACUGUCGACGGGUUUACAAUCUUCGCCUUUAAGUUGUUUUAUCGUUAAUAUAGUGCAUAGGAACUGUAAUCGAAACGCGCGCGAACGAUUUCACGAGAUACAACGGAAAGGGAGAGAGGAAGUGAAAGACAGAAAAGAAUGGGUAGAUAGGGAAGGAUAAAAAUGUCGUUCCUUCUCCGGCCGAUGUUACAGCGAUCCUCGUAACUGCUUUUUUGGCAAAACGGUGCGAUUCUAUGUACAAUUUGUAAUAAUAAUAAUAAUAAUAAUAAUAUAUUG
Messenger RNA from Nylanderia fulva, 3150 nucleotides. RefSeq names its product ubiquitin carboxyl-terminal hydrolase calypso (gene calypso). The record is from RefSeq and is a predicted model, not a curated record. Gene Ontology annotation, molecular function: cysteine-type deubiquitinase activity. Gene Ontology annotation, biological process: ubiquitin-dependent protein catabolic process; protein deubiquitination. Gene Ontology annotation, cellular component: cytoplasm. Lineage: Eukaryota; Metazoa; Arthropoda; Insecta; Hymenoptera; Formicidae.